AUGGCCCGAACAGAGCGGAGCUUUACCGUCGUGGUAGCAGACCACGAGUCCAAAGAAAACAAGCAUCAGCCCGAGGGCAAGACCGGGGAAGCUUGGCGCUCGCGGCGCGUGCUAAAGAACGCAGCGCAGAUUGCGCUGGAGGGUCCGACCGAUCGCAAUAAUCGCAACGGGGCGCUAACCGGUAGUUAA
Messenger RNA from Penicillium soppii, 189 nucleotides. RefSeq lists its product as uncharacterized. The coding region runs from base 1 to 189 and encodes 62 amino acids. The record is from RefSeq and is a predicted model, not a curated record. NCBI's taxonomy places the organism in Eukaryota, Fungi, Ascomycota, Eurotiomycetes, Eurotiales, Aspergillaceae. The transcript is spliced from 2 exons.